This is a messenger RNA of Aureococcus anophagefferens, 1067 nucleotides long. RefSeq lists its product as hypothetical. The transcript is spliced from 2 exons. Gene Ontology annotation, molecular function: phosphate transmembrane transporter activity. Gene Ontology annotation, cellular component: mitochondrial inner membrane. Lineage: Eukaryota; Pelagophyceae; Pelagomonadales; Pelagomonadaceae. The coding region runs from base 46 to 990 and encodes 314 amino acids. The record is from RefSeq and is a predicted model, not a curated record. Gene Ontology annotation, biological process: mitochondrial phosphate ion transmembrane transport.
CGAUUGCCACGCCCUCCGUCCAUUACACACAACCGUUCGAGCGUCAUGUCGGACAUGGUGAUGGGCCAGGGGCCCUUUGACAUGAAGUACUUCCUGUCCGGCGCUUUGGCCGGCGGCAUCUGCUGCUCCAUCACCCACGGCGGCCUCGUGCCCGUCGACGUCGUGAAGACGAAGAUCCAGCUGCAGCCCGACGUCUACAACAAGGGCUUCAUCGGCGGCUUCGGCCAGGUCAUCGCCAAGGAGGGCACGGGGGGCCUGCUCACGGGCCUGGGCCCCACGGCCCAGGGCUACUUCAUCCAGGGCUGGUUCAAGUUCGGCGGCGUCGAGUUCUUCAAGAUCAACAUCACGCGCAAGGUCGGCGAGGAGACGGCGUGGAACAACAAGACGCCCAUCUACCUCCUCUCGUCGGCCAUGGCCGAGUUCAUCGCCGACAUCUUCCUCUGCCCCUACGAGGCCUGCCGCAUCCGCCUCGUCUCCGACCCGUCCUACGCGGAGUCGAUGGUCGGCUGCGCGCAGAAGAUGAUGGCCGAGAGCGGCUUCGUCGGCGCGUUCUACAGCGGCUUCGUGCCCAUCCUCUUCAAGCAGAUCCCCUACACCAUGGCCAAGUUCGCCGUCCAGGGCAAGGCCGCCGACUCCAUCUACGGCGCGCUCGGCGCGUCGCCGGACCAGCCGCCGGCGAUCGGCAACCUCGGCGUGUCGCUCGCGUCGGGCGUCGUCGCGGGCGUCGCCGCGGCCAUCAUCUCCCACCCGGCGGACACGCUCCUGUCCAAGAUCAACAAGGGCGGCGCCGGCGGCGACGGCUCCAUGUUCCAGCGCAUGGGCAACAUCGUCGCGGAGACGGGCCUCAUGAAGCUCUGCACGACGGGCCUCGGCGCGCGCUGCGUCAUGAUCGGCACGCUCACCGCGGGCCAGUUCGGCAUCUUCGACAUCAUCAUGAACGCGACGGGCGCCGCCAAGUUCCACUUCCACGACCCCAAGAAGCUCCACUAGGGAGCUCCGCGCCGCGCGCCGCGCGCCCGUCCCCCCCCUUGCGCCGCCGCAUCCCUAUAACACACCCCGACUCCCUC